GAGCCUCGUACUGAGCAGGCGUCAGAAGAAGAAGCAGCGCGUCAUCCAUCUUGUGGCGAAGCAGUUCAGCGAGCGUCUGAUCAAACGUUGUUUGUUAUUGUGGAAGAGAACCAACCAUCAUGGGAGCCGUCCUGGGACUGUGCUCCAUGGCGAGCUGGGUCCCCUGCCUGUGCGGCAGCGCCCCCUGUCUGCUGUGCCGGUGCUGCCCCAGCGGCAACAACUCCACCGUCACCCGCCUCAUCUACGCCUUCUUCCUGCUGCUGGGGGUGGGCGUCGCCUGCGUCAUGCUGAUGCCCGGCAUGGAGGGCCAGCUCAAGAAGAUCCCAGGGUUCUGUGAGGGAGGGAUGGGCUCGUCCAUCCCCGGCGUGGAGGGCCACGUGAACUGCGACGUCCUGGUCGGCUACAAGGCCGUGUACCGCGUUUGCUUCGGGAUGGCCAUGUUCUUCCUCCUCUUCUCUCUGCUGAUGAUCAAAGUGAAGAGCAGCCAGGACCCCCGGGCUGCUCUGCACAACGGCUUCUGGUUCUUCAAGUUUGCUGCAGCUGUCGCCAUCACUGUGGGAUCGUUUUUCAUCGCAGAAGGCCCCUUUACUACGGUGUGGUUCUACAUUGGCAUGUCCGGAGCCUUCUGCUUCAUCCUCAUCCAGCUGGUGUUGCUGAUCGACUUUGCCCAUUCGUGGAACGAGUCUUGGGUGGAGAAGAUGGAGGAGGGCAACUCGCGCUGUUGGUAUGCAGCGCUGCUCUCAGUCACAGCACUGAACUACCUGCUGUCUCUGGUGUCUCUGGUCAUGUUCUACAUCUACUACACCCACUCUGAUGGCUGCACUGAGAACAAAGUCUUCAUCAGCAUCAACAUGCUGCUGUGUAUCGCUGCAUCUGUUAUGUCCAUCCUGCCUCAGAUCCAGGAGUCCCAGCCCAGGUCUGGUCUGCUGCAGUCCUCCCUGGUUACCCUGUACACCAUGUACCUGACCUGGUCUGCCAUGACCAAUGAGCCUGACAGGAAGUGUAACCCGAGCCUGCUGGGCAUCAUCGGACUGAACACCACCACUCCUGCAGGACAGGACCACGUGGUUCAGUGGUGGGAUGCGCAGGGGAUUGUGGGAUUGAUCCUUUUCCUUAUGUGUGUCCUCUACUCCAGCAUUCGUAACUCAUCCAACGCGCAGGUGAACAAACUGACUCUGACCAGUGACGAGUCUGCGCUGAUCGAGGAUGGACCUCAGCCUGACAGCUUCGAGGAGGGCAGUGGCCUCAACAGGGCCGUGGACAAUGAGAAGGACGGCGUCACCUACUCGUACUCUUUCUUCCACUUCAUGCUGUUCCUGGCUUCGCUCUACAUCAUGAUGACGCUCACCAACUGGUACAGCCCUGACUCCAACUAUGAGGCCAUGACGAGCAAGUGGCCCUCUGUGUGGGUGAAGAUCUCGUCCAGCUGGAUCUGCAUCGCCCUCUAUGUCUGGACUCUGGUGGCUCCGCUAGUCCUGGUCAACAGAGACUUUGACUGAAACCUCCACGUGGCCCGUGCUCAGUUAAGCUCCACUUCACUGUUUUUAGUUUGACAAGGUCAUUAACAGUAGACUCCUACAUUCACAUCAGCUAGCGCUGGAGCCUGCACUCAGACUGUCUCUGGGUCCUGUCCCAGCUCUGACUGCAGCCCAGUGGCGCCAUCGAGUUCCCCUGCACUGUAAAUACGUCCUGUGUGACCUGCAUGCUUUCCCUUGAACGCUUGAUGUGUAUUAACAUUAGCUGUAUGUGAAGCUUUUGCCAGGAUUGUGAUGAUGCUUUGAACCGUGCGCCCCCGUGUGGGCAGCGUCAGUGUUACAGACAGUAAAAUGACGGAAGCCUGGCGCUGUCAGACUGAAGUGGAAAGCGAGAGUUCAGCUCCGUGUUCCAUCAUCAGCUGCUCUCGACUCACGGACAACAAGGCUUUCCUCUUUUUGCUGCUUGGAUGUAAAAGAAAAUUGCUACAUUGAGUUGUGAACCCUGUACUGUAGAUAAGUUAUUUGAUUGUCUUCUGAUUUGUUGUGGCUGUACCUUUUGUGUGAUUCCUUCACAUUUUCUCCCUUUUGACAUGUAAAAGUAAAUUAAAGUCGUUUAAUAAAACUAAUUAAAAAGGA
Molecule: messenger RNA, 2111 nt
Organism: Betta splendens (Siamese fighting fish)
Lineage: Eukaryota; Metazoa; Chordata; Actinopteri; Anabantiformes; Osphronemidae
Gene: serinc1
Product: serine incorporator 1
Exons: 10
Coding region: 120-1499 (459 amino acids)
Cellular component (GO): membrane
Source: RefSeq, a predicted model, not a curated record